Meloidogyne enterolobii is the source of this 990-nucleotide messenger RNA. Lineage: Eukaryota; Metazoa; Nematoda; Chromadorea; Rhabditida; Meloidogynidae. The record is from the annotation of a GenBank genome assembly.
AUGCCUAGAGAAUAUGUUGUCAGAAUUGUUUUUGAUAAAUCUCACAAAAAUUUAAUUAUUUACAAGAAGGAUAAAGGGGUUAUAGCUGGAAUUUGUUAUCGGUUAUUCCAAGAACAGGGAUUUGCUGAAAUUGUUUUUUGUGCUGUGACGGCCGAUGAACAGGUAAAAGGUUACGGGACACAUAUGAUGAAUCAUUUAAAAGAUUAUAUGGUCGGCAAAUUAGGCAUUUAUCAUUUAUUAACCUACGCAGACGAAUUUGCUAUUGGCUAUUUUAUUAAACAAGAUUUUAUUACCGAAUUUGCUUUGCCUUCUUCGAGAUAUAAAGGGUAUAUAAAGGAUUAUCAAGGGGCGACUUUAAUGUAUUGCCAAUUACAUCCAAAAUUAAUUUAUAUAAAAUCAAAACAAAUUUAUUUUAAUAUGAAAAAAUUUUAUUCUUUUGCUUUGAAAGAAUUUUUUCCAAAUUUUGGACUUCAAUUUGAAGGAUUAAAACAAUUUUUUGAAAAAAAUGGUGGCCAGCCACUUUGUUUAGAACAAAUUAAGGGAACUGAAAGUCUUUCAAAUAUUGAGGAAUUGAAAAAAAUUGAGGAGGAACAGACAAGAAAUCAACAAACAGAAACUUUACAAAAAAAUUUUCGAUUAAUUUUACAAAAAUUAAAAGAAGACAAAAAUUCUUGGCCUUUCAGAGAAUCUGUAGAUGUUGAUUCAGUUCCAGAUUAUCACAAUAUAAUUAAUUUUCCAAUUGAUUUGGGUAUAAUUUCUCAAAAACUCAAAAAUGGUUAUUAUACUUGUGAAAGAAUGUUAAUUGCUGAUUUAAAAAGAAUGUUUUUUAAUUGUUAUAAAUUUAAUGCCCCCGACUCUCCUUAUUAUUAUCACGGAUAUAAAUUAAAUGAAAUUUGUUUAAAAUUAUGCAAACAAUACUUUCCUCAUUCAAGAUUACAACCAACAUUACCUGAAAAUAAACCUAAAUUUGUUGUUUCUGUUAAAAAAUGA